ACCACUCUUUCUCCUCUCCCUCGAAGAGAGAGUGCUGGAGCUAAGCGCAGCCAGGCCAAGCGAGCUGCCAUCCAUGCUCAGCCUGCGUGGGGCUGAUGCAGCUGAGUGUUCAGUUGCUAGGGACCGAGUAGGCUUGGGAGCGAACGCGCCAGCUAGUUCCCAUGCAGGGAAUGGGGACCUUCCGGCUGGGGAGAAGGACUGUGAUGUACACAGUGGAAACCAUCCCCAAAGGGAAGAAUCGAGUGCUAGGGACCAUCCAGAUCAUGACUGGCUUCAUACACAUUAGCUUUGGGAUCAUUCUCAGCACCUUGACCAGUGUAUAUACCUCAUACUUUGUGUCUGGAGAGAUCCCCUUCUUGGGAGGAGCAUCCUUCAUUGUCUCCGGAUGCCUCACAAUUGGUGCUGAGAAGAGCCCUACAGAGUGUGCAGUGAAAGGCUCCCAAGCCAUGAAUAUCAUCAGUGCCAUCUUUGCAUUACUUGGAAUAUUGACUUUUAUAGUAGACCUGAGCAAAAAUGGGUCAUUUCAUUACGAUGAUAAUCAUCACUAUUCUCUGGUUAUGAAGACAGGCAACAGGAUUGCCAUUGUAUUGCUGACAUUCACCAUUGUGGAAUUUUGCAUCGCAUCUGCCACUGCAUAUUUUUGGUGCCGGGCAACCCGUUCUGAUUCCAAUGAGGCCAUAUUGAUUGAACCGAACACCAUCAGGACAGAUACUGAGGCCGCAUCUGUAGAAUCAUCAGCAACCCAUCCACCAAAUUCCAAUGAUGUAAGUUACGAUUUAAAAGUAGAGACUGUGUAGAAGACUCAAGAGGAGGAAUCUGUAUGGAGAAAUCACACCAGCUGCACCUAUUUUGAGGUGUCAACACUGGACCUUUCCUGCAUGACAGAGUUCCGUCAAUUACUGCCAGUAUUCCAGCUGCCAGGCCAGUGAGGCCAAAGGGACCAUCUCUCUUCUUUCUCCAGUACAGUCUCAGUUUUAGACUGUGGCUAAGAAGCAUGCGGCUUGAUAUGCUCUGCCUUGGACUAGGAGGUAACAUUUGGACUCCUCUUUUUUGCAUAGGCCGUUUAUGGAGCUCACCAUGAGUUUGGCACAUGGAUUAUUAACAUGUUAAAGUGUGUUUGAAGACAGUGUAGUCUUGGGGGUGGUCACAGGACAGCAGGAGACCCAGAGAAGAACGCGGAAGGGAAGCAUGUAGGAGCACGGGCAAGUCAUUAGUGUGUUUUUUCUGCCUCUGGCUGGCUCCAUUGGUGACCCUGGUGCAAAAUGUAAGAGAAAACAGUAUGUGGUGUUGAUUUGGAUGGCUCACUGCUCAGGGCUGCAGCGAGUUCUUAAAGACUCUCUAGGAAAGUUGAGCCUCCUGAGAAGUAGGCAGCAUAUGGGACUGCCUUGGCCCCAAUCUCUACAUUUGUCCCCCUCUGCACCUCCAAAGCAUGGGUGCAUUGUAGAAAGCAGCUCAUGGGAAUCAAUUUGGAAAGCUGAUUGGUCAUAGGAAGUUUCAUCAACAAUGCUGAGUUUUAUUGAGUGCUGCAUACUACUGCAUUUAUUUCAGUUAAGUGUACAUACAUAUCCAUUAAGAAUAUCCAUAGAACAACUCCUGGGAAAUUUUCUCCUAGUUUGUCCCCUAGAGGGAUCCUUCACACUCUCUUUGUAUAGCUUGCAGGUAUGAUGAGCUUAAAGCAGACACGGUAUACAUUCCGGAUUAUUGGCUCCUCCCCUAGCAUUAGUCAUUCUGGAGCUGGAAACUGCCAUCUAAUACCUGGAGGUAAGAUAUGAUGUCCAUUGUUAGUGGACGUCAGAGAACUUUUGGCAACAUUUCGCACUGAUUGAUUUUCAAGGUAGACCUCUAGCAUUUCCUCAUACUCUUCAAGGUCAACCAUGGCACUUGAGGCAGGCCCAGGAACAAGAGGCACAAGUGGGACUAACCUGAACCUUGUUAGAUGUGCUUAGAGUCCCACUGAACUGAAUGCGACUUUAGUGUGCCUAAUGGAAUGAAGGAUUGCAAGACAGCCGAACAUGAAAUCCUCCUGCUUGGGCGCUAUUGAAAUGAAUGGGAGCUGCACGAGAAGAUGUGCAGUGCUCUUGAGCGGCACCCAUUCAUUUCAAGAAGGCUUGAGAAAGAGGGAUUCCUGGUCAAUUGUGCUCUUGGUCUCCAAGAGUGCUGGGCUGGGUGAUUGCUGGUUUUGUUCAGGGUGGGUCGGGUUAUUGACUGCAUACUGUGUAAGUAGCAAGUAGUGUUUUUUUGAUAUUUUGUAUUGUUGUUAUAAGGAUCUGGGAAUGGCUAGGUCGGAAUCCAUUCCGCUGGCUUCUGAGCAUCUUGGUUAAUGUUUCUUCAGAGCAUGUUUUCAUGGGGAAUUUCUACUGACUAUUUAAUGCCUGUCUGUGAAACAGGGAUACCUAAUACUGAGUGGCCUCACCGAGGUCUGAAUCUUGUAGCUGUUUAUAUGGUCCUAGACGAUUUUAGGUUUUAGAGUCUGCAGCUGAUUCACUCUUUCUAGGUUUGAUCUUGCUUUUCAUGGGUAUGAUUUUUUUUAAAUGAAAAUAAAUUAUGUACCUGAAACAACA
This is a messenger RNA of Lacerta agilis (Sand lizard), 2561 nucleotides long. Its product is annotated as membrane-spanning 4-domains subfamily A member 12-like. NCBI's taxonomy places the organism in Eukaryota, Metazoa, Chordata, Lepidosauria, Squamata, Lacertidae. Gene Ontology annotation, biological process: cell surface receptor signaling pathway. Bases 162 to 797 code for a protein of 211 amino acids. Gene Ontology annotation, cellular component: plasma membrane. The transcript is spliced from 6 exons. The record is from RefSeq and is a predicted model, not a curated record.